Molecule: messenger RNA, 1635 nt
Organism: Ceraceosorus bombacis
Lineage: Eukaryota; Fungi; Basidiomycota; Exobasidiomycetes; Ceraceosorales; Ceraceosoraceae
Source: the annotation of a GenBank genome assembly
AUGAGAACGUUCACAGCGCGGUAUGCUCACGCAUACUUGACGCUCUUGUGUCUGGCUGCAGGCAUCAGUGCGCUCCACCUAGCAUCUCGUGAGAAGGACAGCAAAAGCGCUCUGCCCGCUUUACCAUUUGCCGCGCCCCGUCGUAAUCAGGCAUUCUUCAGACCCGACUUUUGGCGCUCUUCAGCUUCCCAAGCUCUGGCUCCUCCCAGCGAAUACUCGGCGAACACGGAUAGAGUUGCUUCGAACAACGUUAAUGGCAAAGUCUUGGCCCCAGAUGCGCUCGCAUACCCUGGCUGGUCUAGACCGACGAAAUCGGAGCUGGACCGAGCCGACAAGGUUCGAGCUGCGUCCAUGUCGGAUGGUGCAAGGGAGGGUGACGGGGAUGAUGCUGAUUCCAGCUCCAAGACAGGCUGGGUGUAUGUGAGUGGUGCAUGGGGUCAGUCCACACGAGCAAGCGUCCCCCCUCAAGUACCACCUUGCCUUGGCACCACGCAGGUGAUUCGUCAUGGCGAGAAGCCCGGGGGAAAGAAGCAUCAUGGUCUCUCACCAGCAGGCAAACGUCGCGCGCAAUGCCUCAAGCGAGUGUUUGGAUCGGGAGACCUCAAGGCGCAAUACGCUAUGGCUCCGGCAUACAAGCGUUCCGGAGCUCGUCGUCGUGCUUAUGAUACCGUGAGUUGUCCCAGCCUAUCCAUUCUGGCAAAGGCGUGACCUGAUCGCUUAGCAUUGCCACUCGCAUGGCUUGACGCGACGCGACGCAACGCAGCUCAAGCCCUUGUCAAGGUACACUGGCAUACCGCUCGACACGUCUUGUCAGCGCGACGAUUCUUCCUGCGUUCACAAAGUGUUGGAGCGCGAGACUUCAAAGGGGAACAAUGUGGUGGUAGCAUGGCAGCACACUGCCAUCUCUUCCCUAGUACGCGGGCUUGGCGUUAAAGGCUUGGUGUGGGACAAGAAGCGCUACGACAUGAUCAUUCACAUCAAGAAGGGCAAGGUGCAUCGUAUCGAUUCGGAAGAGUGCGAAGGGCUGGACAAGCGUUGGCUGCAUUGGCAUGCCAAGAAGGGCAACGGCAAAGGAAAAGGCGGUCAGUAUGGACGUAUCGUCGAUGACGAAUCAUGGGCAGAAGGUGCUGGCGAGGAUGAGAUGCCGCUCGCUGCUAAGGGCGCUUCUUUCGCAUCGAGCUUUGUAGCUUAUGACGAGGACGAUAACGCAGAGGAAGAUAUGGAAGAGGACGUCGAUCUGGACGGCGUUUUUGGCCGACAAUCUCUUGGCUCCGCCAUGACCAGCUGGUUCGGCAUGCGAUAGUUUGGCCGCCUUGCAAGUGCUCAUCGCAAGAGGCAGAUCAGCAAACAUCGUCACUCUUGCGUCGCGCAAUUCUCUCCUCGUCCUUUGCCUCGUUGUUGUAACCCAUUCCGCGUUCCAAUCAAGCCGAACAAUUCCUCUUCAAAGUCACCCUCGUUUGUACCACUCGCCCACAUUCGCGUCACUUUUCACCUCUUGUCACUUUUCUCGUCAUCAUUCCCUAGUUACCCUCAGCUCUCGCCGCUGAUCACUUCUCGCUCAGCCCCCCCCAUUUCAUUUCUACAAUCAGUCAUCAGAAACAGCACUUGUCCGUCGAAGAGAUGCCUUUGCCCUAG